AACCACCACGAGCUGCUCUGCACAGAAGUUCUCUCGUCCCACGACAGCUCGACAAGUCCUGAAUGUGAGCAGCGAGACACACGUCAAGAAGUGCAGCCAUGAAGUUUCACGCUCUCGCCUUCGUCCUGCUCUUCGCCUUCAUGUACCUGAGUCUGGCACAAGGCUCAUUUGAUGACUGCUGCCUCGGUUACGUCGUCAGCCUUCCAAAAAAUGCAAUGAAAAACAUCGUGGGCUACAGGACUCAGAGAGCAGAUGGCGAUUGCAACAUCAGCGCCGUCGUGUUUCAGAUGAGGAAGAGGCGCGCGCAUAAAAAGCAAAAGACGGUCUGUGCCAACCCGGAGGACGCCUGGGUGAAGGAGAAGAUAGAGAGCAUGAACAGGAGGGCCCAGAGUUAAACAACAACAACAAAAAAGGGAGAGAAACCAGAGAAGAGAGGCCUCAGCCGGCACCUUUCACCACAUGGAUUGUGUUUGGGUAGUUUUCCCUGUUCCCUGACACAGAAUGUAAAUCAUGUACGCGGUUCUUCAUCAUAUACACAAACAUACUGUAUUCUAUAGCCAGUAUAGCAGAAUCCAUUUAUAUGUGAGCCACCAGCAAGAAACUGUUCACGUCUCUGUGAUGCGUAGAGCCUGCUAGGAUUGAGCCACUCUUUGGCAGCUUUCAAAUGUGAUAUAAAUGUAAAAGAAACGCUUUAGGGACAAGCCGAGAGGUUUGUUUGUUUUUUAAUGUGUAUACGACAGAUUUCCGUAUUUUUGUAUCAGCACUCUAACUGUACUUUGUGUUCUCCGGUAUCAAAUAAAGAACAAAUGCAAAGAAA
Messenger RNA from Stegastes partitus (bicolor damselfish), 817 nucleotides. RefSeq names its product chemokine (C-C motif) ligand 25b (gene ccl25b). Gene Ontology annotation, cellular component: extracellular region. NCBI's taxonomy places the organism in Eukaryota, Metazoa, Chordata, Actinopteri, Pomacentridae. Gene Ontology annotation, biological process: immune response. Gene Ontology annotation, molecular function: chemokine activity. Bases 99 to 395 code for a protein of 98 amino acids. The transcript is spliced from 5 exons. The record is from RefSeq and is a predicted model, not a curated record.